GGCAACAUAACUUUUAGUUGUCAAAAUAAAGUUAGGAAACGAACAAGAUAUUGUUCACGUUGGUAAUCGCUAACUGGUAUCUAUCUGGAUGAUACAGCAUUUGCAUGUUGGUAAUUUGUAUGUAUUUAUUGCGUCGCCAGACUUAAUAAGCAGUAUCGGGGAAUAAAAUAUCCAAGAUGACAGCGUCAUCAACUCUAGAUCCAAAACUUCGAAAUCUUAUUACGAGAUAUCUGCAUACCGGGAAUGAGGUUCCAAAAUAUUAUCCUGGAUGUUGGAACUCGCAUAAAUAUUUCGAAACAGACAAACUAAAAGCUAUUGAUGAAGUUUUGGGAAAAGAACCAAAAAAUGUUGAAGUUGUUAAAAUCAUUCUACAGGCUUACAAAGAUGGUUGGUAUACAAGGUUUGAGACAAUUGCGUUUGCUUUGACUAAAUGUCUCCUCAAUGGUUCCCCGGAAGUUAAAGAGGCAACAUAUAAAGCAGCAUCAGAAAUAUGUAACACUCCAGAAGAAAUGAUGUUAUUCAAUAAAUUCACCAGGCUCUUGCGAACUGGUAAUGGCCGUGGAUGGUGUAAGCAUGUCAAGGAAUGGUACAUUAGAAAAGAUCCAAUGGAACUAGCAAAAGAGAUGACAAGAGUGCGGGCAAGACACGGACGUUCUCACAAGACACUCCUAAAGAAAUCUCAUGUUAAGAUUCCUGAAAAUGAUCAUGUUCGAGAUGCUGUGAUCAAGUAUGCCAUUUUUGGUCUAAAGCGGGCUAAGCAAAUGUUGGGUAAUGUUGAAGGAACAAAAGAGGUGUUUGAUUACAUUCAGAUAGUUGAAGACAUGCGCCACUGCGAAGAUCCUGUGGCAGCAGCAAAAAUAGCUACCCAAAACCAAUUCACCCUUGAUCAUGUUCCAGGACAUCUGCUCACUUCACAGGAUGUCUGGAAUGCAGUACUGCCUCAAUUUUCCUUGGGACAGCUGCUCAGGAACAUUCAACGUAUACACAACAUGGGUUUUCUAACAAGCGACUCUACUACCACAGCAAUCCUUAUCUCACUGCUAAACAAUCAGGAUUUUAUUAAAAAAUCGAAAGUUACUCCGAUCGAAGUAUACAUCACUUUAUGCAACUAUAAAAAGAAGACCAGACCAUUGAAAUACGAAAAAGCUAAAGUAGCAAUGGAAAAGCAAGCACGACGUCGCACUCGUCAAAUCUUUGACACUAAAACAGAGCUUUGGGAGUGGACUGUCACUCGCCGCCAUCCAAAAGAAAUAAAGCAUUGGGGAAUCGACCAACCACCUAACCCUACUGUUCUGGCUGCACUCACCAAGCUGAUUGAUCAGACUUGGUUGCUCACUCCUCCAACUGAAGCCCGCUAUCUCAUCACUUUGGACAUGAGACACCAUAUGUUCAAAGGUAAAGGUCGUCAUUUCUGCAAAACUUUUGUGAUUCCAAAAAAGGGCAGGAAAACUUCAGCUAAAAGUACACCCGGCGGCGGCGGUGAUGCUGACACUGAAAAAUCGGAAAGCAAGAAACAUUUACUUGCCGAAUGCUUCUACAAUAAACAUGUGACUCCUGGACACGCCGCUAUAAUAUUAGCACUACAAUUGCUGAAGCGUGAAAAAAAUGCGAAAUUGGCAGUCUUCACUGAAGAUGGAAUACAGUUGGUCUCCAUUGAGCGUAACUUUAGCAACAUUGAAGAAGCAGAGUUUGUUUUAAGGAAAGCAAACUUAGGUCGCGUUCAACUUGACGCACCGAUUGAAUGGGCCAUCAAAACCAAUCAGGAGUUCGACGUGUUCAUUAAUAUGGUGGAUCGCACUACUCGCUACAUGGAACUAGAAAUCUCUUCUCGCGGUGGGCGAGGACCGGGAGGGCGAUUUGGUCCACCACCACCUCCAUCAAAGGAGAUAGAAGACCAUUGUCCCGUUCGAGCUCUGGAGCGUUAUAGGGCGAAAACAGUACCAGAUGCUAAGAUGAUCGUGAUGUCGUUAGCCUCGCACCGAAUAGCGACCACCGACGGCACCCACGAGGGCGUGCUAGACAUCGUCGGUGUCGACGAACACGUACCGAAACUGAUGGAUGCGUUCGUCCUCGGCCAGUUCAAGUAGAUCCGCACUUGGAUUAUAUUAUCAACACAUUGGAAUUAACUUUUCGGCGACGGUUGUAUCUUAUGCAAUUUAAUCGACUUCCUUUUACCUCAGUAUUUGAUUUGUUUACACCAUGAUGUGUUCCGAACCAAAUUGAAAAUUAAAAAAUAUAUACGAAAAAAUUUUGUAUGUAAUGAAAUGCCAAUUGGCUAUGCUUUUUAUUGAGAGAGAGAGAGAGAGACGAAAGAUUGUAAUUUUUAUUCGUUUUAUAAUUUUCAAUUUUAAUUUAUCAUAUCAGGUUCGGUCACGUUAAAACUAGUUUCAAAGAAACAAUUCAAACAAGUAGCUUUUAAUUAUAUAUUUUUUUUAUGUUAAAUUACGCAUUAGAUAUAAUUCAGUUUGGUUUUGAGGUUUAUUAAUAAACACGCUGCUACAUGCAAAUAUAUUAUGCUACCUAACAUUGUGGGUAUUUUAAGAACUUAAAAGCCACCACCACCAAACAUUUAAGAUUGAUAAAAGUUUAAUGUGACUAGAAAUGAUAUUUUUGUAUCAGUUCUGGUAGUGAACAUUCUUAGAUCUCUGUCUGAACCUCGUUUAAUGGGGAAAGUCUUUGUUAAUUAUUAUAUUUAGUAAGUUGUUUCGCUUAGAUAUUUUACUUAAAAUUAAUCUAUGGUUUAAGACUUUUAACUCAAUUUUUAUCACAAUCAUUUCUGGUAGUGACAUAGAAAAUGAUUUACGGUUUUUUUUUUGUUUUUUCUUUAUAUUUAUAGGGAUGCUUAAUAAUCUAAAGCUUUUAUGCAUAACUUUUAUUCUUAUUCAAUAAGAAUAAACACAUAUUUUGUAGUUUUAUAAUGAAGUACCUAUCCUUUCAGGGGAUAUUGUCAAUAUGGUUUGUUUCUUAAAAGAUUUUUCAAUAUUAACAUACCCUCAUACAGGUUAGGUAUUUUAAAUUAUAGUUUUAUUUUUUAUAUAAAGCUUAUUUGUAACAGGGUCUUUUUGGUCAUUCAAAAAAUUGGCACCUGAUGCUCAUUGUACUCACGGAAAUGUGUUCAAUAAUGCAAAGAUGAGUAAAUGCGGUGACAAUAGCCGAAAUUGCUUUUAUGUUUAACUUAUAAAAGAUUAUAUUUCAAAAAUAAAUAACCGCAAGAUCGAUCGCCAGUACUUUAUUAAUGUAGUUAUCGUGUUUGAAAUUUUAUUUAUUACUGUUUUUAAAGAUUUUGAAACGGUGGUUAGUGGGGUUAUGCGUUGAAUCUUUCCUCUUUGCCAAAGUAAAAUAUGCAUUUGUAAUUUAAUUCAAAAAGUACUGGCGUAGAUGUUUAUUUGUUAACAAUAUAUAUAUAAUAGAAUAUCUCUCGUAUUAUAGACUAAUAGAAAACUGAUACAUGCUCAUAAUAAAUUUUAUAGGUACAUACAAGUUUUCGGAUGUAUUUUUAUUGUAGCGUAAUAAGAUUCAAUGUUACAUUUAAUUCCCGACGCGAUGGGCAUGUAUCAAAUUUCGCACUGUUCGUAGUAAUAAGUAAAUCCGUAUCGAUAUGUUGGUUACUUUUGUACUGAUAAGAGCGGACUUCAGAAUCUGUGAUCACUUGGUACUCUCUCGGGUUUAAGUAAUUUUUUAUAACUGAUUGUUGAAAAUCUUUUAAACCUAAAACUCGAAAUUGCUAGGUUAUACGCUUUUUUUAUUACUUAUGUUAUUUUGUUGUGGAAUGUUAUAGAUAACCAAUUACUUAGUAUUAUGCCAAGCACACUAUUUAUUUAUCAAGCUGUUAAAAACGAUAUGUUUCAAUGUUAUGAGUGACUUGAAUUUUAUUGGUAUAAAAAGAGGAAGAUUGAACGCGUUCUUGUUUUCCAUUAAUUGUAAUCAUUUUAUUGAUUGUCACUGAAUAAAAUAUUGAAACUUAUUUAUUUAGAAGCUUGUAUUUCAAAAAUAGCAUUCUGUGAUUAUUGAUGCCUUGGCAACUGCAUACCUUAGUGAUAUUUUAGCCUAAAGGCUGACAUUUCUUUUGGAGUCAAAUGAAAUAAAAGAAAAUGGCCGAUUUUAGGUAAUAUUUAGACAAAGCAAAAUAACUAUAACAAUUAAAAACAACUUUAAAUCCUAUCACAAUAUUUUUGUAUGAUUUCUGUGAGAAAAGAAUAUAUUAACAAUUUUAUAAAUGUUUAAUAACCUAUAUAAAAUAUGAAAUCAUAUUGACUUAAUAUUUUAUGUAUAUAGUUUAGUAGCUUUUUUCAGUUAAGCAUUUCAAAAAAAAACCUCUCGCUGAUUAGUAUAGAUAAUCAUUUUUUUGGCAAUAAAAUAUAUACUUUUCUCUAUGAAAUAAAAAGAAUCAUUUUUUCCGUCCCAUUUGUAAAACUCUCAUUUUAAAUUAUGUUAGUCCUAAGUUCAGAAUAUUAUUUGUUUAACCAGUCACAGCGGCAUAUCAAUGGCACCUUAAACUAAGUAUAACAAAAAUGUAGAUAGCAUUUAAAAAAUGUACUUGCAUGAUUGUUUUCAAGUUUAAUAAACAUCUAAAUUCAAA
Molecule: messenger RNA, 4579 nt
Organism: Nymphalis io (European peacock)
Lineage: Eukaryota; Metazoa; Arthropoda; Insecta; Lepidoptera; Nymphalidae
Product: RNA-binding protein RO60-like
Exons: 12
Coding region: 177-2087 (636 amino acids)
Cellular component (GO): ribonucleoprotein complex
Molecular function (GO): RNA binding
Source: RefSeq, a predicted model, not a curated record